This is a messenger RNA of Fragaria vesca subsp. vesca, 1496 nucleotides long. Its product is annotated as box C/D snoRNA protein 1-like. Gene Ontology annotation, cellular component: pre-snoRNP complex; nucleus. Gene Ontology annotation, biological process: maturation of LSU-rRNA from tricistronic rRNA transcript (SSU-rRNA, 5.8S rRNA, LSU-rRNA); snoRNA localization; box C/D snoRNP assembly. Bases 1 to 1221 code for a protein of 406 amino acids. Lineage: Eukaryota; Viridiplantae; Streptophyta; Magnoliopsida; Rosales; Rosaceae. The record is from RefSeq and is a predicted model, not a curated record. The transcript is spliced from 5 exons.
AUGGCGGAGGAUGGCGAAGAACCAAAGGCAAAGGCGAAGGAAGUGUUAUGCGAAGAGUGCAAAGCCAAACCCUCCAAGUACAAAUGCCCCGGUUGCUCCAUCCGCUCCUGCAGCCUCCCCUGCGUCAAAGCUCACAAGUCUCGCACCUCUUGUUCCGGCAAGAGGAGCCAAACCCACUUCGUCCCCAUCUCCCAGAUGGACGAUAAUCUCCUCCUCUCCGACUACAGUCUGCUUGAGGAAGUGAAGAGGGUUGCUGAUUCUGCUCAGAGGUUGAGAAACAAGCUGUGCAAAUAUAAUCACUUCAGGCUGCCCUUUUUUCUUAAGUGCCUCCGCAAUGCUGCUUACAGCCGCAGAACAAAGCUCUUGUUUCUGCCUCCUGGGAUGUCUAAAAGGGACACUAAUCAGACCCGAUACGAUACGAGGAAAAAAUGCAUCACUUGGACGAUUGAGUGGCAGUUUCAUUCGACUGACGUUGUUCUAAUUGACCAUGGAGUAAAUGAAUACAUGAACCUCUCUUCUGUUCUUGAAGACCAUUUACAGCCUGGGCCGUGGAAUCAUCAGCUGAGGCCAUUCUGUACAGAGCAGCUGGAUGGUCUCAAACUUUUCAUCCGUACACGGCCAAAGGGUACCAGGUCACCUUACCGUAAGUUAGAUUUGAGAAUUCCAAUCAGGCAGCAAUUAGCCAACCUGGAUAUUUUGGAAUACCCUGUCAUAUAUGUUUUUCUUCCUUCACACAGUAUUGAUUUUGAAGUAGUUAAAGAUGUCACUCGUAAUGUUCACAAACAAGAGAUUCAGAAUUAUGGAAGCAUUGACCCAAGUGCAGGAGGUGUGCCUUUUAAGGAGGAGGAAAUAGAAGAGGACAACAGCUGCCCUAAGGUGUUAGAUCUAAUGGGACAUGAGACUUCAGUUUCGCUGCCUCAUCCCAACAACAGCAGGUGUGAAAAAGAAAUAAUUAAUUCAUCAGAUAAAGCUUUGCCUGCAACAAUAGCAGCAGAAAUUGGUUCACGUUCCAGCUCCAAGGAUAAGGAAAAAGGACUUUUUGAAGACAUGGAGUUUGAUUUUGAUCAAGGCUUAAUAGACUCUUAUUCAGAUCUUAUUGCUGAAAUUAAUCCUGAUGAUUUUCUUGAUUUGGAUGGUGAAGGGAUAGAUAGAAAUCUUUCAGGUAUCAGGGAUUUCUUAUUAUCAGAUGAUGACAUAGAGGAAGGGCAAAUAUUAGAAUGAUGGGACUCGUUAGAUUCCCUGAACGGAAUCAAAAGAGGGAAUUUCAGAGGAGCAUAACCCCCUAGAGUUCGCUGACAAUUUCAAGUAUAGUGCCUUUGGUGGUAUUGAGCUGGCUGAAUCAUAUACUGCUGAGUAAUUUCUAUAAUAUCCGAUCUAGGAAAGUUGGAUUUAUUUGUGUGAAUUCUCAAGUGGUAUUUGUAGUACUAGCGUUUCCAUCAUCUGUCACUUCUCAAUUUCUCAAACUUAAGUCCAGAAAUUGGUUUCUGUCCUGGUUG